UUAUUCUUUAGGCCCCCAGUACAACGGGGGGAUGUGCGGUAAGCCCUGCAGCGUGUUUAGGGAUUCCUCUUCGCUGCCUCGGGGCUUUUGUGCCAGCAUUUCGUAAAUCAAACAGCCCCGCUGUGGGUGCGAGGAGGCUGCGGUCAGUUGCCUGGGUGUCCUGGGAAGCAAUGGCCACAGCAGCUCUCCUGAACUCAGCACCAGCUCUCUGCUACGUCCCUCCGAGCCCCUCAGCCCCUUUCUUUCAGUCAAACGCCGCCACCAUGCACGUGACCCGGCCAAAAUCUGCCAAAGGACGCACGAGGUCGGCCUUCGGUUACCCCGGGAGCGUGAACGCCUACCCCUGCAGAGUGCCAUCGUCACCAGCAGCUCCCCACGAGUCAGGGAGCAGCCCGAGAGCCUCGUCCACAAAACCGCCGUUCCCACCUGGCCACGUGUCGCCGGAGGAGAUCCCAGAGCUCCUGCAGCAAGUGCCUCUGAGGAGCUCCUCCUCGCUCAACAAGUACAGGGUGCUCCCCUCCAUCGGCCGGAAGGGCGCGGGGGCAGAGCCGAGCGACCAGCACGAGGUGAGCUGGGGGCAGGAGGGUGCUCAGGAAACCCCAGCUCCUUCUGGAGGACGAGGAUCUGCCAGCGGCUUGUCAGAAAGCGACGUCCCUGGUGAAGAAAGCUCGUGUGCUCGGCGUCCCCCCGAGAAGCUGGGAGGGAAAACGAGACGGGAGAGCCCUUCGUUGUCAACCCUAAGUCUGGAAGAACCGCUGCAAAAUGAGCCCCAGCUGCUGCUGGCUGUUCGCUCUCCCUCCGGUCAAAGAUUUGAACAUUGCUUCAAGCCCACGGACAGCCUCCAGACGGUCCUGAGCGUGGCGGAACAGAAAACGGCGGCCAAAUACGAGUGCUGCAGCGUCGAAACCGUGGAGGUGCCCCGACGGAGCUUCCCCGACCUCACCCGGUCCCUGCAGGAGUGCGGGAUCCCCCCCAGGUCCUUGCUGUGCAUCCGCCGGGCCGAGCAGCACGAGGCGGCCCCGUAGGCGCUCGUCGGGGCGGGAUGCCUCGCUUCUCAACCACCGCGGCACCGUUUGGAGCUUGCAGACUUCCAAAAAUUUCCCUCGGAGCUGACUGGUGUACGUGAAAGGCGGGUGUUGAAAUCCCACCUCACGUGCACGUACCCGCUGCGAAUGAACAGAUCUUUUGUCCGUGCGUGUGAUUACAAGUUCCUUCCCGAGUGCCGCCAGCGUUCGGCCUUUCUGGUUUUUUGAAACUGCUGAUUUUUCGUCUCUGGAGUUUGUUCUCUUUUCGGAGCAGGAGGCCUCUUCCGUGUCCUUUUUGUUUGUUUCAGGAAGGUGCCACUUCCCAGAGGGGAUUGCGUAUCUGGGAAGACAGAAACAGAACUGCUUCACCCUGUGGUCGUCUUCAGUAGCUUCAGGAAGCUGUCGUCAGCCUCAGACAUCUUGAGAGGCUGUAACUGAGGUCAAACCCUAAAACCACCUGAAAAUAACAGCAAGGACGCGUUGGAGCUAGCAGAUGAUUGCCAAGUAUUAAAACCUGCCUGUGAGGGCUCAGCUACUGAUGGAGAGAACCUCUGUGCGGCUUUUAAGAGUGUUUUGGGGAGUGUUUGCUCGCUAAAUGUAUCACUUGGCUUUGUCCGAGGACUUGGCUCGCCCAGCAGACCGUGUUUUUACCAACCCGCCGUGGCUCUCGCGGAGUGGGGUCAUUAAAGAGGCUGGCAGGGUCACUCGGCAGGCGUGGGGGUAAAUACAGCGCGUGCGUGCUGA
This is a messenger RNA of Oxyura jamaicensis (ruddy duck), 1769 nucleotides long. It is a transcript of the gene UBXN10, whose product is annotated as UBX domain protein 10. Gene Ontology annotation, molecular function: protein binding. The coding region runs from base 171 to 1025 and encodes 284 amino acids. The record is from RefSeq and is a predicted model, not a curated record. The transcript has 2 exons. Lineage: Eukaryota; Metazoa; Chordata; Aves; Anseriformes; Anatidae.